Messenger RNA from Saccoglossus kowalevskii, 2608 nucleotides. RefSeq names its product polyphosphatidylinositol phosphatase SYNJ1-like. NCBI's taxonomy places the organism in Eukaryota, Metazoa, Hemichordata, Enteropneusta, Harrimaniidae. The record is from RefSeq and is a predicted model, not a curated record. Gene Ontology annotation, molecular function: nucleic acid binding; phosphatidylinositol-4,5-bisphosphate 5-phosphatase activity. Gene Ontology annotation, biological process: phosphatidylinositol dephosphorylation; synaptic vesicle endocytosis.
UUUCUAUGCACUAGAUGCUUCCUAAACAGUUGGAGUGCAUGGGUCUGAUGGACAAGCCACUCGUCAAAUCAAGAUUUUUUGAGUUUUACAAGACUAUAUGGGGAUUAAAUGGUGAUCACGUCAGUAGAAUUUAUGCAGGAACUGGUGCUCUGGAGGGGAAGACAACGGCCGGUAAACUACGAGACGGUGCUAGAUCGGUCACACGAACUAUACAGAAUAAUUUCUUUGAUGGUAGUAAGCAAGAAGCUAUUGAUAUUUUGGUGCUAGGCAACACACUUAAUGGAGAACGGGCUGACAAAGCCCGAGCAUUGCUUGCCAAGAAUCAGUUGCACGCGUCUCCUGGUAUUUUACAAACCAUGGUGAUGAGACAAGAGGAGUACACAUUCAGUUCCAAAUUACGGGUUGCCAUAGGAACAUGGAAUGUCAACGGUGGUAAACAUUUCCGCAGUAUCGCCUUCAAACACCAGUCUAUGUCUGAUUGGUUGUUGGACAAUCCUCAGAUAAUGGCGGCCCAAGAUCCAGAAAGUGUGAACACCAGAACGGAUUUUAGUACUCCAGUUGAUAUCUACGCUAUUGGAUUUGAAGAGAUGGUCGAUCUCAGUGCGGGUAAUAUCAUAAGUGCCAGUACCACAAAUCAAAAACAAUGGGGAGCGGAGUUACAGAAAACUUUGUCCAGAGAUAACAAGUACAUCUUAGUUGCGUCAGAACAGCUGGUUGGAGUGUGCCUUUAUAUAUUCGUAAGACCACGUCAUGCACCAUACAUAAGGGACGUGGCAAUUGACAUGGUCAAAACUGGCUUAAAAGGCACUGCCGGAAAUAAAGGUGGUGUUGCAAUUCGCAUGAUAUUCCACAGUACGUCUAUGUGUUUUAUCUGUGCGCAUUUAGCAGCGGGUCAAUCACAGGUCAAGGAACGAAAUGAAGAUUACCAAGAAAUUUCCAAGAAAAUACUCUUUCCAAUGGGACGGUUUCUUUACUCGCAUGACUACAUAUUCUGGUGUGGAGAUUUUAAUUACAGAAUUGACUUACCGAAUGAUGAAGUAAAACAACUUGUAGCAGAUAAGAAUUGGAACGCUUUAAAGCAUUAUGACCAACUCAUCCAACAACGGAAAGAUGGACAGGUAUUUAAUGGUUUCAGUGAGGGUGAUAUCAAAUUUGCUCCAACUUAUAAAUAUGAUUUAUUUUCCGAUGACUAUGACACGAGUGAGAAAAUGCGAACGCCUGCUUGGACUGAUCGGGUGUUGUGGCGGAGGAGUAGGAGAAGGAAACCACCAACUGAGAAUGAUGAAGACGAUGAUUGGGAUCCUGGCAGAAUCUUACACUACGGCAGAGCAGAACUUAAAACAUCCGAUCACAGACCCGUGAUUGGAAUUCUUGAAGUGGAAAUCCAGCACGUCGACGAAGAGAGCAGACAACAAGUUUACGAAGAUGUCAUUCAUCGUCAGGGUCCACCGGAUGCAACAGUUGUGGUUUCCAUGGCAACAUCAUCAGUAGGAGAAGAGGAGUUUAGUGAUGAGAUGGUGGAUAUAGUUUUGAGUACUCUUGAGAAAGUUGGAGUAAUCAUAUUAGUGAGGUUUGUCGAUAAUAACAUGCUGUUAACAUUUCAAAAUGGCAGGGAUGCCCUGUCUGCACUGAAAUUUGACAACAUGGAGGCAAAUGGUAAUACUCUAUCUGUCAAACUACUUAGCGAGAAUUGGUUGGAAAUAUUAGAAAAUGAACUGACGCUUUGUAGUAGUAACACUGAAAGGCUGUACAAUCCAACUGCCAAUGAUUUACUCGGUGAAAGUUUUGAUAUACCAUCAAUGAGCUUUGAUAUAGAAGAUGAAGAAAUAGAAGAUAUUGAUGAUGAACUUGAGGAUGGGGAGGUAGCAUCUUCACCACAGUUGCUACCCCAGCCAUUGGCACCUGAAGUAGUGACACCAACAAACUCGCGACCAUCAACACCACAUUUCUUGACGUCAUCACCCACACCUGAAUCCAGACCUGCAGAAAAGAAGGUACCACCGAGUAGACCGCCGCCACCACAGAGACCUCCACCUCCAAGUAAAAUCCCUGGUGGUGGUCCCCCUACCGAUUGGUGCGCCUAUGAUGACAGCACAGAAACCAGCCGUCACUGCCACAAAUACAGCUCCCGCUGUUCCUAACACUAAACCUAAAGCUGCUGUUUAUAGACCAUCAAGAAUCAGUAAUCCUUAUGGUGUGGCACACUCUGGUCAUGCUGCAAACGAAGAUGAGGCUUUGCAGUUGCUGAUUGACUUUGGGAUGCAUGUUCCAACCGAGCCGCAGAAAAUGUCACCUGAAACUACACUACCAAAGAAUAACAGCACCAGUGAUCUGCCAGUGAUGGACACCACCCCACAACCAGUUCAUCCAGUUCACAGUGAUGGUGACUUGGCAAGUACAGUGAUGGAUCCAAUACACGUCCAACAAAAAUCUGAUUCCCUACCACAACCAUGUAUACCGCAACCUGCACCAAGAUCCAAACCAGUGCGGUCGGCCCCACCAGUGCCUGCAAGUCGCCCAUCUCGUACUCUCCCAGAAGCAAUUGCUGUGAAUAAUGUUGAAGACAGACAGACACCACCGCCCGUGCCUGUUGGGCGACCGAACCGAC